UCCAAACUCUCCAGUUAUCAAAAAAAAUAAAAUUCCAAACUCUCCAAAUUCAUACCGACCAGAUGGUUCCGAUGUUCAUCAUCGAAACAUCGUCUCUUCCGAUGCGCCUCUCUUUGCCGACCAGAUCCUCUACCAUGGCAGCGACACCGAGAACCUUCAACUCUGUAACUUUGAUAGUUAGGAUUUUCACUUCUUUCUGGACUUUUGAAUUCCUUUUGCGAUUUUCUUCUGGAAUUUUGAAUUCCUUCGGUUUUAAAUAUUUGAAAGAUUUUAACAUUAUGGAAGAAGCUGGUGGAGUUGGAAAGGGCAUCACUAAGGAAUUUGAUGUCGAAGUCAACGACAACACGUUGGAAAUUCACUUAUACUGGGUAGGGAAAGGAACCAAUGCGAUUCCUGUCAGAGAUGUAUAUGGACCUCUUAUAUCUGCUAUCACAGUAACACCAAACUUCAAAAAUCAUUCAAAAGGGUUGUCUGCUGGAGUUAUUGUUGGAAUUGUAGCCGCAUCAUGUAUCCUUGUCAUAUUGAUAUUGGUUACCCUUUGGAAGAUGGGUUUGCUUGGCAGAAAAUAUGUAAGAGAGAAAGAACUUCUUGAUCUCAAAACUGGUUAUUUCAGCUUAAGACAAAUUAAAAUAGCCACUAAUGACUUUGACCCUGCAAAUAAGAUUGGUGAAGGGGGAUUUGGACCGGUAUACAAGGGUAUUCUGUCAGAUGGUGAUGUCAUUGCUGUUAAGCAACUCUCCUCCAAAUCACAUCAAGGGAACCGUGAAUUUGUUAAUGAAAUCGGAAUGAUAUCUGCUUUACAGCAUCCAAAUCUUGUUAAGCUCUAUGGCUGUUGCAUUGAAGGAAAGCAGUUGCUGCUGGUAUAUGAAUACAUGGAAAACAAUUGUCUUGCGCGCGCACUUUUUGGUCGUCCAGAACAGAAGCUGCACUUGGAUUGGCCUGCAAGAAUGAAGAUUUGUCUUGGCAUAGCAAAGGGAUUAGCAUUUCUUCAUGAAGAAUCAGCGUUGAAAAUAGUACACAGGGAUAUUAAGGCUUCUAAUGUAUUACUUGACAAGGAUUUGAAUGCCAAAAUCUCUGACUUCGGUUUAGCUAAGCUUGAUGAAGAUGGGAAUACCCAUAUCAGUACACGGAUAGCAGGAACAGUUGGAUACAUGGCUCCAGAAUAUGCUAUGCGGGGUUACUUGACCGAUAAGGCAGAUGUAUAUAGCUUUGGAGUUGUAGCUUUAGAGAUUGUUAGCGGAAAAAGCAAUACAAAUUUUAAUCCAAUGGAGGAGUUUUCAUAUCUUCUGGAUUGGGCCUGUGAUCUUCAAGAACAAGGAAACAUUUUGGAGUUAGUGGAUCCAAGUCUUCUUGGCUCAAGGUACUCCACAAAGGAAACCAUGAGAAUGCUUAAUGUGGCAUUCUUAUGCACAAACACAUCUCCCACUCUUAGGCCAUCGAUGUCAUCGGUAGUGAGCAUGCUUGAAGGAAAAACUCCGAUCCAAAUGACAGUAAUCAAUCAGAGGGACAGCGGUCAACAUGCAAGUCUCAAAUCCUCCGAGUUUCUGUCACAAGAUAGUCAAACAUCAGCAAGAUAGUCACAAGACUCCUCCGUAUCUCUUCUAAGUGAAGAUGAUUUUUCUUCAAGCAGUUAACUUUCUUGAGUUUCACAUGAUGUGUUCAGAGCACACUAAAUCAUUUUACGAAGGUGAUAUAUAUAUAGUGUAUGAACUGCAGAUUAACAGCAUAUCAAGACGAUAAGCGAGCAUAGAAGUUUGGUUCCAUCAUCAGGUUUACAAAUACAUAGCACAUGUACAUUUAUUUGUUGCAAAAUUGUGAGUUAAAGGCAUUUCUUGUGUAUUUUUUUCUUAUAAAGCUUUUAUUGAUAUUUUUCAACUCAUUCUUGUGUGCCACAGUCCAUAGAUCUUAAUUUAGACUCAUUGGCAUUGACGGUGAACUAUUGCUAAUAUAGAAAGUUACUUGGCAUUUUGUAUGCCAAUUAGGACAA
Trifolium pratense (red clover) is the source of this 1987-nucleotide messenger RNA. RefSeq names its product probable LRR receptor-like serine/threonine-protein kinase At1g53440. Lineage: Eukaryota; Viridiplantae; Streptophyta; Magnoliopsida; Fabales; Fabaceae. Gene Ontology annotation, molecular function: protein kinase activity; ATP binding. The transcript is spliced from 8 exons. The record is from RefSeq and is a predicted model, not a curated record. The coding region runs from base 63 to 1577 and encodes 504 amino acids. Gene Ontology annotation, biological process: protein phosphorylation.